AUGGUAGCUGAAAUUGAGAAAAAGAUUAUAGAAGCUUUCGAGGUGUUUGACCAUGAAUGCAAUAAAACUGUUGAUGUCAGAGAUUUUGGUUCCCUUGUCAGGUCACUGGGUUGUUUCCCAAGUGAGGCAGAACUAACUGAACUGCUUGCAGAGAUAGAAGAACAAGAACCGACCGGACACAUUCAUCUAGAAAAAUUUCUUCCGGUGAUGACAAAAAUGCUACUCAACAGAAGCUACCAGCCUAUUCCAGAAGAUGUUCUUCUACAUGCAUUUGAGGCUUUGGAUAAGAAUAAAUGUGGAUAUAUUACUAAAGAGGAGCUGGUCAAGUAUUUGACUGAAGAAGGUGAGCCCUUUACGCAGGAAGAAAUGGAGGACAUGCUGUCCACUGCUCUAGAUCCAGACACAAAUACUUUUCACUACAGAGACUUCAUUUCAAAGAUGGUAGUAGAUGACACUUAA
This is a messenger RNA of Acanthisitta chloris (rifleman), 459 nucleotides long. It is a transcript of the gene EFCAB2, whose product is annotated as EF-hand calcium binding domain 2. Lineage: Eukaryota; Metazoa; Chordata; Aves; Passeriformes; Acanthisittidae. Gene Ontology annotation, molecular function: calcium ion binding. The coding region runs from base 1 to 459 and encodes 152 amino acids. The record is from RefSeq and is a predicted model, not a curated record. The transcript has 7 exons.